AUGGAAAACUCGGCGGGGCCUAAAGCCCCCUGCUCUCCCGCGCGGGCUGCGCGGCGCCUGACGCCGUCCCCGGAGGCGCUUAUAUGCGGCAGGGGCGACGCGAACACGGCAUCGUGCAACACCGCCAAGCCAAACUCUGCGGCCGCGUCCACGGCGCCGCCGCCUGUGCGGUGCGUGCUGCCGGGGAGCACUCGCGCCUCCGCAUGUAUACUAGAGUCCUCGCCCAGGGCGGAGGAGACUAGCAACGAGAAGCGGCCCGUGGCUGCCGCCUCUCCUACGUGGGGGGCUUCGAUCCACGAAGGGCAGCGGCCACCAGCUGAGGGCGAGGCGCGGGGGGCAAAGGCGCAGGCGUCGACGUCCACGCCGACGCGGCGGCUUGGCGGCAACCUGCGGGGUUCCCGCCGUUGUAUGCUUUGGGCGCGUCGACGCAGCGAGCUGCCCAUCACCCCGGCGGAGGCCCUGGCAUGCUGCGGGGCUCACCUCAGUGCGUACGAGAAGCGGGAAAUCUUUGGGUUUCCGCGUGUGUAUUACUGCGGAGCACACGCUCACGGUGCGGCGCCGGUGGCAGGGGCGGCAACGCCCGCGAGGCAGCGCUCCGCCCCGCCGGACUUUGACGACUGCGAGAACAACUACCGCAUCACCCCUGGCGACCACGUGGGGUACCGCUUCGAGCUUCUUGACGUCCUCGGCAGCGGCACGUACGGGGUCGUGGUGCGAGCCCUUGACCAUGCGACCCGCCCCACGCCACAGCAGUGUGCGCUGAAAAUAGCGCGCAGUACCCCCUGCUACGCCGCAGUCUUGCGGCGGGAGGCCGCGAUGCUGGAGCUGCUGUGGCGUCGCAAGCCGGCGGCGCGGAUGUGGAUUCCGCAGGUGCUGGGGCGUCUGCUCUUCCGCGCACACGAAGUCCUCGUGCUUCCGUUGCUUGGGCUGGAUGUAAAGACGCUGCUCCGGGUGAACCUCUUCCGUCCGCUGCCCACGGCACUCACGCAGGCCGUAACCGCCCAACUGGUGACGCUGCUGCAGCUCCUCGCGGAGGUCAACAUGACCCACGCCGACCUGAAACUGGAGAACGUGGCCCUCGUGGAUCGGAGCCCGCACGACGCCGCCGUCCCCCCCGAACUCCGCUGGCGCAUGUCGCCAGAGGAGCAGGCGCGGGACGCCGUUGACGCUGACGGGGAUCAGGGUCGUGGGGACGCUUCGGUGCCGGACUCCGUCCAGGCCGCAUCCUCGCCGCAGUCGCGGACGGCGCACGGCGCGGCGCCCGCCGCCGAAGCGGAAACCGACACGGACGCCGACGUGGUCACCUCACACGUGGCACUCAUCGACUUUGGGGCGGCCCACCUGGGCCGCGCGUGCGGCGGCCGGUUGCAGACCAUCUUUUACCGUGCCCCGGAGGUGGCCCUGCGCCUGCGCCACGGCCCCGCCAUCGACAUGUGGUCCCUCGGCUGCGUCGUGUACGAGACCGCCACCGGGGUUCCGCUGUUUCGCGCCAACUCCGACGGCGAGCUGCUUCGGCGUCAAGUUGCCGUGCUCGGGGCGCCCUCCGCGGAGGCGGUUCGGCAGCUGCAGGCGCUUCGCACCUCCUCUUCCUCCUCUUCUGCAGAAGAGGAGGAGACUGGCGCGGGGCAGCUGCAGGCGCUCUUCGCCUCCCUGCAGGUGGAGGCGGCGCGAGACGCACAACGGUGCCCCGCACAGGCACACAAUCUCCUGCAGCUCCUUCAUUUCCAGAAGAAGAAGGAUGCGACGACGCCUGGGCGGCCGCAGGAAAAAGCGGAAGAAAAACCUGACGAUGCAGACAACGCUGGUUUUGGGCCGCCUGUGGUGCCGGCAUCGAUAACCGCCUGCGAGAACGACGGCGGGGCGGCGACGUUGGUGGUGCCGCUGCUUUUAGACUUUCUGCUUGGCUGCCUGACGUGGGACCCGGGCAAACGCCUGACGCCGGGCGAGGCCAGCUGUCACCCGUACCUCGCGCCGUACCUCAAGAGCGAGCUCGCGCAGGCUGACGCGAGACCGCCGCCGCCGCGCUGCACUGGAGAGCACUUCCUACGCACCCACCAACUCGCACGCGGUGCCGUGGGGCUUUUUGACGCCGCAGCGAAGACGUGCGCCCACAGCCGCUCCGCCACGGGGGCGUGGACGGCCGGGACGCAGUCCCUGACGCGGCUGGAUGUGAGCCUCGCCGUCCAGCCGCUUUGCCGCUUCACGGCGCCGGCAAACGUCGGCGCCGCUUCCGAGACGCCGCUGCGUGUCUCUGCCAGGCCCCUGCGGCCACACCGGCGAGCGGCGGGCGACGAGGGGGAGGGCCCGCAACAACAGUACACUGCAAACUUCUGCGACCCAAUCGAGCACGUUCAGGUGUCCAUCCUGUCCCUCGAGGAGUACUGA
Trypanosoma conorhini is the source of this 2385-nucleotide messenger RNA. Its product is annotated as Protein kinase domain. NCBI's taxonomy places the organism in Eukaryota, Euglenozoa, Kinetoplastea, Trypanosomatida, Trypanosomatidae. Gene Ontology annotation, biological process: peptidyl-serine phosphorylation; peptidyl-threonine phosphorylation. Gene Ontology annotation, molecular function: protein serine/threonine kinase activity; protein serine/threonine/tyrosine kinase activity; ATP binding. The record is from RefSeq and is a predicted model, not a curated record. The transcript has a single exon. Bases 1 to 2385 code for a protein of 794 amino acids.